This is a messenger RNA of Prorocentrum cordatum, 1713 nucleotides long. The record is from the annotation of a GenBank genome assembly. Lineage: Eukaryota; Dinophyceae; Prorocentrales; Prorocentraceae.
UUGGUCCAGCGCAGGGGCUUCGCCCCAGGCAUCAAGCCCGCCCAGCGCCGCAAGAACAGGCUCGUGGUGGUGACGGCGGUGCUUUCCCUCAUGGAGCUGGUGACAGUUCUGGAUCCUCCACCCUCGGCGAAGCUCAACAUGGUGGCGAUUAUCAUCGUGCCCCUGCGCUCGGGGCGAGCGAACCGCAUCGCGGACAAGAGAAUCUCCUACCGCGACGCGCUCGUGGGCGAGCUCACCGCGGUCGUCUCCACCGUCGCCGAGCAGGUGCAGGACUUCGGCGCGCAGCUGGCCGCUCAUUCUGCUUAUGCUGCCAAGCUUGCUGAAGGCGUCAAGAGCAUUCCCAGGAUGUGCUCCGACGCCUCCUCCAAGUUCUGUUGUGACAAGCUGGGCACCUUCGUGAGGCGCUUCCACGAGCAGGUCGACGGACAGACCGUCAAGCUGCGAGCUCUCGACACUAAGGUCGCCGAGCACGACGCCUCCCUCAAUGCGUUGCGCGAGCAGAUCCAGGAGCUCCGCGGCGCGCUCGCUUUGGCGAACAGUCAAUCGAAGCAGCCGCCCCCCUCCGUCGCAGGCAUCGAGCGCGACGUCGACCCUACCAUCAUUCGCGCGGUUGCGGCGAAGCUCGCCAACCUUGACGCCGUCAAACAGGCGCUGUCCGACUGGGUCGUCUCUGUCGGGAUUCAGGCCGAUUGCUUCGACGCUGCGCCCCCCGUCCAGGUCAGCAAGCACUUCGCGCUUCAGUUCACGGACGCUGCUGCUCCUGCCGCCCGUCGCGCUGCCCAUAUCCUCGGCGCCCAGCGCCUGGCCCCAGGACAGCAGCGACGCUUCGAAGUGGUCUGCGCCGAUGGCUCGCUGCCCCCGCUUCACAUUGGCGCUGACAAGAACCCUUGUCCAAUCAAGAUGGAGGCCCAAGGCCGCGAACUCAGGGAUGCCUUCCGCGACGCCGACGACAGCAAGAGGUGGUUCUUCGAUCGUGACCUCGGUUGCCCCAUGGCCGGGCGGGGCCCCGCCCUCCGCGCCCCCCCGCGGCCUGGCAACGUCGCGACUGAAUUUUCCUGGGCCGACAAUGUCAUCGCCAAGUUGGGCCUCGACAGGUGGCCGAGCGGGGUCUUUGACCCGUUCGCAGCGUUGCUUCGCGGACCCAUGCUGGGCGCGCCACCCCUGGCCUUCACCUCGCAGAACACCGGGGCGCUGCUCCAGUGCCAGGGCGCGCGCGGCAAGGCCAGGCUCGGCUACGCCAAGAGGCUCAACUUCACGAAGGACAUCGCGCGCCUGCAGGAGUUUCACCAAGACGCAGUUCAGCUCCAAUACUUCCUGGCCAAGGUCAUCGCCGACAAGUUCAUCGGCGACCGCGCGGCGCGCGAGGUGAAGUUCACUCAGCGGCGGCUCAAGCCUCGCGGUGCUCAGAGGAUCCCUCGGCGCAUCGUCGAAUCUUCUCACAUCCAGCAACUGCCGCACGUCGUCUCUUCCCAGCUCGACCACGCGCCGCUGCCGCCACCGGGGCAGGUGGAGCUUCGCGAGUGGGCUGUAUUAGAGGCAGCCGAGGAGGUCCGCGACAGGGCCUUCGUUUCGGACCCCGAGCCCACCACCGCGCUGCUCCUGCUCGCCAGGCGGAUGGCUCGCGCAGCGCGGCGCAACGACGCCGGUCUUGCCAGCGAGCUUCGUCGCAUCCACCGCGCGACCCACGACGUCCUCAUCAUUGCGGCGCCCGGA